Molecule: messenger RNA, 1482 nt
Organism: Chilo suppressalis (striped riceborer)
Lineage: Eukaryota; Metazoa; Arthropoda; Insecta; Lepidoptera; Crambidae
Source: the annotation of a GenBank genome assembly
AUGGGAAAGAAGAAGAAUAAAAACAAGGUUAGCGGUGCAGUAAAAACCGCUGCAAAGACCGAGAAGAAAUUAGCUAAUAAAUUAAAAAAAGAACUCGCAAAUUUGGGAGAGGAAGAUAUUGCGAAGGUGAUCGCUGAAAUCGAACGCGAAGAAGCUAAGCGUUCAGCUGCUACAGAGAAAAACCUCCCUGGAGUUCCAUCACCGAGGGCAUAUGCUUCUUUAACUCCCCAUCCUAUUAAUAAUGAGUUGAUUAUGUUUGGGGGAGAAUAUCAUAAUGGACAGACUACAGUAGUCUACAAUGAGCUGUUGUUCUACAAUCCUGAGAAGAAUGUGUGGCGGCUGGUGAAGGCGCCAGGCGCUCCACCACCCAGGAGUGCCCACCAGGCCGUCGCCACGCCUGCUAAUAAAGGUGAACUUUGGGUGUUUGGUGGAGAAUUCACAAGUCCCACUGAGACACAGUUCCACCACUACAAAGAUCUAUGGUGUUUCUCAUUGGCAGAAAAAAAAUGGGAAAAGGUGGUAGCUCCGAAUGGUCCGUCCGCUCGCUCCGGCCAUCGGAUGGUGUUGCUCGGUCGCAAGCUGAUAGUGUUCGGUGGAUACUGCGAUGACGGGCGAGACUACAAAUACUUCGAUGAUCUGCACGCCUUCUGUCUGGACACUAGGACGUGGAGUAAGCUUGCUACCAGUGGUCGGGGACCUUGUGCUAGAUCGGCCUGUAUUAUGUUACCAGCGGGCAAUGAUAGUCUGAUAGUAUACGGCGGGUUCUCUCGAGUACGCGAAGGCCGUACGGAGCGUACGCACACACACACGGAGCUAUUCCGUCUGGGGGUUAAAGGGGGGGGACUAUCGUGGCGCACUCUCACCGGCGGGCCCUCGUCACCGCCCGCGCGGGCAGGACAAGCGGCCGCUUAUGCCGCUCAUAUGGGACGGGGCUAUGUGUUCGGGGGAGUCAGCGACGUAGAAGAGACCGAAGAAGACAUCCGCGGCGAGAUAAGCGACGAACUCCUCAUGCUGGACCUGGAGGCUGGAAAAUGGCACAGCGUUACCCUGAAGUCGGAACAAACCGCACAAACGGCCAGUACUCAACCCAGUGUGGCCGAUGAGAAACCGGAGGAGUCUGUCACUGUGGUAACAGACGAAGUAUUCACCAUGAAGCUUGGUGGGGCCGCUCCCCCCUCUCAGGGGGUACAAUCCUCCUCGGUGGUGACGUCACGCGCCGCCCGCCCCUCCCCCCGCAUGUCUACAAUGAUGGCGGUGCAGCGAUCCACCCUCUAUCUGUACGGGGGAGUGCUGGAGAAGGAUGAGAAACAGUUCUAUCUCAGCGAUAUGUACAGCUUGGACCUACACAAACUGAGCGAGUGGAGGACGAUCAUAGAGCAGCCCCCACUGCCGGACUGGCUCGGCUCCGACUCUGAGGACGACGACGAUUCCGGAUCCGGUUCCGGCAGCGAAUCCGACGAUAGCAACAGUGGAGACGACUAA